This is a messenger RNA of Aspergillus eucalypticola CBS 122712, 1065 nucleotides long. RefSeq names its product putative integral membrane protein (Pth11). Lineage: Eukaryota; Fungi; Ascomycota; Eurotiomycetes; Eurotiales; Aspergillaceae. The annotation marks the transcript as partial. The record is from RefSeq and is a predicted model, not a curated record. The transcript is spliced from 8 exons.
AUGGGCUGGGUCUACAAUCUGACCGUCCCUGAUCCCCACAGUCAAGUCUCUCGCGUCAUUGCCAUCUGUCUCGUUUUCUCGAUUACGGCUUGUUUGGCGGUCUUCUUGAGAUUGUAUAUUCGCAUUCAUACGAAGAGGUCCGCCUGGUUGGAUGAUUUCGCGGCGCUAUGGAGUGCCUUGCUGGCGAUGACGUAUGCUGGGAUUGCUGUUGCGCAAACAAGAUGGGGUCUAGGUCUAGAUGCGAAAUACUUCCCUGAUCAAAAUGUGGUCAUGUUCAGCAAGAUCCAAUACGCCGGUGGCCCCGUCUACACGCUUGCAUUACUCGGAUUCAAAGUCUCCCUGCUGUCAUCGUACCUGCGCAUCGGGGGCUUCGUGCAGGCGUAUCGCGUGACGAUCAUCGUGGCUAUUGUGGCGGUGACGUGCAAUCAGUUGGUGUUUACUUUCUUGCUGUUGUUUGCUUGUAAUCCGGUUGCUCGUCAAUGGGAUACCAGUCUCCCUGGAUCAUGCAUAGAUACAGUAGCGUCUUAUUAUGCUCUCGCAGGAACCAGUCUCGGCUUCGACAUAAUCAUAAUCGCCCUGCCCCUCCCCGUCCUACUCACUCUCCAAUUGCGUUUUCGCCAGAAGAUAGCCCUCGUCGGCGUCUUCGCCCUCGGCUUCUUCAUAACAAUAAUCCAAAUUAUCCGGAUUUUCACAAUCAAGAACCUAAAGACCUACACAGAUAGCCAACCCAUCGUCAUCUGGUCGGAUGUGGAAAUCAGUUUGGGCGUAAUAAUAACCUGCAUCCCAACCUACGGCCCGUUCUUCCACGCCUUCGCGUCCACCCUAUCGUCCAGCUACAACAACAACCGCACACAUACCACCAAUAACACGUACAAUAACCCACAUAAUACCUACGCUACGCUGACGUAUAUGACGUCGCCGACGACAACGACGAGUACGUCGUAUCCGCUACGCAAGAUGCAGACACGGAAUACCACUGCUAGUUCGAUAGUCACCAACAAUGGGGGGCGGAAGAAGAGUCGUGAUCUGGUAGAUGCGAGUUUGGAUGAGGUCGCGCGGGGCUUG